Molecule: messenger RNA, 222 nt
Organism: Acaulospora morrowiae
Lineage: Eukaryota; Fungi; Glomeromycota; Glomeromycetes; Diversisporales; Acaulosporaceae
Source: the annotation of a GenBank genome assembly
ACAAAAAAGGGUCUUUUUACAAUGUGUUUGCAGCAAAUAGUUGAUACAUUAGAUGCAGAUAUUCAUAAGGAGUUUGUUGAAUGGCUAUUAAAGAUUGGUGAAGGACGUAUUCCUGAAAUUACACAUGAUAGCGGCUAUAUUUCCUUACCAUCAGAUAUCGUACUUAAAAAUAACACACUCCAAGAAUUAAUCAACUUUGUAUAUCCAGAACUUCCAACAUGA